CAUAAGUCCCUCCCUACAACUCAUGAAUUAAGAAUUCUCACAAGGACAUGGUCUACUCAACAUGGAUUAGGCGUGAAUGAAACCUUUCACAAAAAUCUCACAAAAUUUCAUACUAAAGAAAUUAUUCUUCAAUUGGAUAAAUUCACUUAUUCCACACAAUUCUUCUGGUCAUGCCUUAUCCUCUUCACUUUUUAUAUUCCCCUAUGCAAUGAUGGAGAUGAUGUUCCCCUAUGCAAUGAUGGAGAUGACGUACUUGGGAUCAACAGAAUUCUCAAACUACGAAACCAACUGGUUGCACACCAACAAAGGGGGAACAAAAUCCGGAGCAACGACCCCAAGAGUUUUGAAGAUAUCUCGAGAAAUGGUUGUAGCACCGGUGUAUCCUAUAUGUACUCUAGUUUAUUCGAAGUAUCCCAAUACUGUAACGUCGUCGACUUAUUUGGAAAAUGGAGGAAAACCACUUUGAUCUCUUGUUUCGGAGAAAUAAGUGGCACACGAGAAAGAAACAUUCUAUAUCUGAUCUUGAAGUCCUCAUAUAACACUUCUUCAAGUCCUAGAUGGGGGGGAUCACCAGUCGAGAGGGACAACAAAAAAACCCUAAGCCUUUCGACUCACUCUCGUAUGGCUCGCCCUCGAGCCCUGGGCAGGUCAGCUGGGUCUUUCCCUGCUGUUUUGUUCCCACCGCGAUAAAGAUGCACGUAAUAGGUAUGCCCAACGCAAGGAGGAUCUGUGGAGAGUGUCCGUUGUCUUGGUAGGGCGAACGUGAAAGGACUACCGCUAUCAGACUAAGGCUACCGACGAACCCGACUAUGGGCUUGGACGGGGGCAAUCCACUACUAUAGCUAGCUAAGGCGACUACCCUAUAUACCUAAAGCCAGUCAUUCGGGUCACUAUAGUUGUGUCUAAGUCUACUACCUAUGAUACCUUUUUAUAUCACGGGCUAUAUGAAACUGGCUUAAUUAGCGUGUAUGAACAAGGAAGGGGUGACUUUACUUUCUCAUCAUUUGAUUCAUUAUCAAUGUGAACGCCUUGAGGGAAGUUUCUUAACAUGGAGCCUUAGGAACAAAAAAGUAUAUCUCCUGGAUUUGAUGUUCUACAAUGCACCCAUCCUAUCCCCUUCCUUUACCGCCCGCCUAAGUUUGCGAACCAUGCAUGAUCCUACUGUAUGAACACACGCUUCCUUGCCACAAUGCUUACUUAUUUCCUAUGACCCCAGCAGCCCAUGGCUGGGGUCCCCUCCCAUUGCUCUAGCCAUAAGCUACACUGGGCCUGCCCUGGAGGCCAAGUGGGCUCAGCAGUCAGCCACCCUCUUCAUUUCAUUCGAAUUUUGCAACGGAAUAUGUUGGAAUUGCUUUUUCCCGAUGAAAUAGUGACAAACUAAACCUUCUAUUCAGUUUUCAUUCUUUGACUUAUUUCUCACCGCGUCUACAUCUUAUCCCCCAAGAUUUCAAGGUAUGAUCCUAAUUAUCCUGGAGGGUCACUGGACCGAAGAAGCAAGAAGACUCUUCUUGAUGGCUCAUUGCCGGAUCUGGAGGAAUGGGAAGUUGUCUAAAGCAGCUCCUCCAUUGCAUAGACUCAACCUACGAUGCUUGAAAGAGAACUGGUGUAGAUAGAGGAACCGGUUGUUUCUCCCCACUUCCGAUCCCUCGAUUGAAUCCAUAUUGAAUAGAGGGGCCACGAAAUCCCAGUGUCUUCUCGGCUUCUUUCUGUCGAGACAUCUUCAGUCAAGGCCUCCCCAGCCAACCCCCUUAAAGAACUAGUGAAGCGAUCAAUGUCCCUUCCUCCGCUCCUCCCCUUACUGAAGUGGAAUUGAUAAAGAAAUGUUGGAUUGCAAUGUCAGAGGGUUGAGCUUUUAAUUCAUGGCAUGAACAAUUCAUAGGCGCGGCGGGAUGACAGGCCACUAUAAAGAAGCAAAAGUCAGAAAGGUAGCUGAAACCACUAGUUAGAAGGAACUACUUAAGGCAAGCCGCUUCGUUGUCCAAGCUAUUGCUGUUAUUCGCUACGCUUGGUUCUAUUAGAGCUAGCAAGCAAAGCAAAUAGAAGCUUACCAACCUAGCCUAUCUUGCUAUGCCAAGCUUACCAAGCUAACCAAGCCAAGCCUAUAUGAUCACAAAAAACAGAAGAAAAAAAAAAUGCUCGUAAUUCAUGAACUAAAAAAUUAAUAAGUAAAACUUAAAAAUAAGAUUAAUAUAUAUAUGGGGGAGUGAUUUCAUGCAACAACUUUAUAGUAAUAUAAUGAAACAAUCUUCAAUAAUCAUGCUAGGGCCAUUCGUUUGAUCUUAGUUGUUAAACAUAUACUCCUUCCAUUUUCAUGAACAAUCAAAAACUAAAGUAUGCUCGUAAUUCAUGAACUAAAAAAUUAAUAAGUAAAACUCAAAAAUAAUAUUAAUAUAUAUAUGGGGAGUGAUUUCAUGCAAUUCUUUUAUAGUAAUACAAUGAAACAAUCUUCAACAAUCAUGCUAGGGCCAUUCUUUUGAUCGCAGUUGUUUAACAUCUACUCCUUUCAUUUUCAUGAACAAUCACAAAAAAACAAACUUUGAAAUCACAACCUAAAAAGUAUUUUUUUUUAACCCACUUAAUAUAGGUUGUCCACUUGGUGAGAUGCUUAGAUCUAGGUCUUAGCAUGUUUUUUCGUUUUUCAAAAUUUUUAGAUGCCUUUGUUACCAUUAGAUGAACAACGUUAAAAAACAAAAAAUUGAUUUUGAAUUCCUAAAGGCCUAAAAUUUAAAAUUCAUGAAAUAAAAAGUCUGGAUUCAUUUUUUGAUGCAAUAUAAAAUUACAGGCAAACAUCACCCGGCAAAUUAACUGUCUUAGAGAGAGAAAGAAAAAUCGUGAAGGAAAUCACAAGAAGAAAGAACAAAAACAUGCCGAUACGAGUAUUCUGGCACGGACCACAAACUCAAGAGAAGAAACGACACCCACAUAGGGCCUCUCUCUCUCCAAGAAAACACUUUCUUUAUUAAUCAAAAUUCAAUCUCCAUUACAAUAUGCGUGCUUCCUUUCUUUUAUCAAGGUUUCAAAACACGCUAGGCGGCCUGCCUGGUGCCCAACGCCUAGGCCGGCGCCCAAAACCUCGGGCGCCUCGUAGUUUUAAAAAAGC
This is a messenger RNA of Amborella trichopoda, 3100 nucleotides long. NCBI's taxonomy places the organism in Eukaryota, Viridiplantae, Streptophyta, Magnoliopsida, Amborellales, Amborellaceae. The record is from RefSeq and is a predicted model, not a curated record.